This is a messenger RNA of Oncorhynchus gorbuscha (pink salmon), 2850 nucleotides long. Its product is annotated as 5-hydroxytryptamine receptor 2C-like. Gene Ontology annotation, biological process: G protein-coupled receptor signaling pathway, coupled to cyclic nucleotide second messenger; chemical synaptic transmission. Lineage: Eukaryota; Metazoa; Chordata; Actinopteri; Salmoniformes; Salmonidae. Gene Ontology annotation, molecular function: G protein-coupled serotonin receptor activity; neurotransmitter receptor activity. Gene Ontology annotation, cellular component: dendrite; membrane. The coding region runs from base 585 to 1970 and encodes 461 amino acids. The record is from RefSeq and is a predicted model, not a curated record. The transcript is spliced from 4 exons.
AUGGAAACAACAUGUUUAACUCCGUUCCAUUUAUUCCAUUUCAACCAUUACAAUGAGCCCAUCCUCCUGUAGCUUCUCCCACCAGCCUCCACUGCUACAGACAUUAUCAGUGCUGGGAUGCAUUUUAAAACAUUAAACUUUCCACCACUCCCCCAGGGGUAAAUUUGUGUUAAAUUCGUGUAGCUUGGUGUUUGGUGAGCAAAUUAAACGUGACAUUUUUUUUUCAGACGAUUGAAUCACCAGAGCCUCAAUGUUUGCCGGAGGAAUGAAGACACCCAAGGACUAAAAUUAACUCUGACUAUUUCUAAUUUGUCUUUCUCUUUUGCCUUUAGUCCCUCUGAAGGAUAAUAUAUUGACAUCGUUUGAGAUUAUAGCACGGCAUGAUAAAAAAAAUUAUCAUCACAAAUAACACCCGAGUGCACCACGGGUAUGAAAAACUAAACCUUCUGUCUAUCAUUGGCAUCGCAGGAAGUCCAAUGUUUGUUGAGCACCAUAGUGCUGCUUUGGAGCACAGGUGAUGGGUGGCUGAGCACAGCAGCGGCCCUGCUUGGAGGGUCUAGCCUAUAGCCUCUCUCAGUGACAGGAUGACUAUGACAGAGAGCACUACAGUUUUCUUUAAUUUGAGCUUCCAUGUGGCGUGGAAUCAGUCUGACUCCAGACCGGAAACACCUGACAAGGAGAUGAACUGGCCUGCUCUGCUCAUCUUAAUGGUCAUCUUCUUCACUGUGGUGGGCAACAUCCUGCUCAUCCUAGCUGUGUCUCUGGAGAGGAAGCUGCAGAAUGCCACCAGCUUCUUCCUGCGCUCCCUUGCUGUGGCAGACAUGCUUGUGGGUGUUCUCGUCAUGCCGGUCUCACUGAUCAACAUUCUCUAUGACUACGUGUGGCCCUUCCCCAGACCCCUCUGUCCCGUCUGGAUCUACCUAGACGUGCUGUUCUCCACAGCAUCCAUCAUGCACCUGUGCGCCAUCUCACUGGACCGCUAUGUGGGCAUCUGUAACCCCAUCCAACAUAGCCGCUCCAACACCCUUUCCAAGGCCAAGGCUAAGAUCGCCCUCGUCUGGACCAUCUCCAUAGUGAUCUCCACACCCAUCCCUGUGAUUGGCCUGUAUGACGAGGGGAAGGUGUUUGUCAACGGGACCUGUGUACUGAACGAGCACAGAUUCGUCCUGAUUGGCUCCUUCGUAGCCUUCUUUGUCCCUCUGGUCAUCAUGGUGGUCAGCUACUGUUUGACUGUGCGUGUUCUGCAGCACCAAGCUUCUGACUUCCUGCAUGGAGGCCAGGCUUCAAUCAACCAGCCGGCCCUACUCAGGAUCACCCCAAGGUCCCCUGCAGGGGACAGUCUCCGUCUCCUCAAACAGUACCCUGUCCCUGAGGCCUUGCCAGCUGUUAGUUCCUCCGACGUUUCCGUCUCUCAAGCCUCCCUUCAACCCAUCUCUCCAACAGGGAGACAGGGGCCAGGGGGAGCUGGCAUGGCUCAAUCAAUUAAAAAUGAGAGGAGAGCCUCCAUGGUCCUGGGUGUGGUGUUUUUCCUCUUCCUGAUUAUGUGGUGUCCAUUCUUCAUCACCAAUGUGCUGAGCGUGUUGUGUGAGGACUCGAUAAUAAGCCUGUGCAAUAAGCCCGUGUUGGCAGUGCUCCUAAAGGUCUUUGUUUGGGUAGGAUAUGUCUCCUCUGGUGUCAACCCACUGGUCUACACUCUAUUCAACAGGACCUACAGACAGGCCUUCCACCGCUACCUACAGUGUAUCUACCACAGCCCGCCAGCCAAGAGCACCAAGAAUAUUUCUGUUAAUACCGUCAUGCCUAUUCUAUGCAGUAAAGAUGCCAACGACUGUAGCUGUAACAGCCACAAUGGGUAUAAAGGGGAAAUGAAAGGAAGAAUGGGGUUGGAUAGAGAGGGUACAGGGUCUGGGAUGCUUGAGAAGUUGGCCAGUGUCUGUCCCCCCACCGCUGAGGAAGUCAGCUGUGUCUGAACUGGCUGGCUGGCCUACUAUCUUUCCCCUCCAGGCUCUCUACAUACAAACCAUUGUUGUGACACAGCUGUUGCUUCAUGUCACUGCCUGGAUUCUCCAGCUCCACUUCCUGUUCAAACACAGGAGAUGUACUGGAUUCUCAAUCUCCACUUCCUGUUCAAACACAGGAGAUGUACUGGAUUCUCCAGCUCCACUUCCUGUACAAACACAGGAGAUGUACUGGAUUUUCAAUCUCCUCUCCACUUCCUGUUCAAACACAGGAGAUGUACUGGAUUCUCCAGCUCCACUUCCUGUACAAACACAGGAGAUGUACUCAAUGUCUCCCUGUUGCUGGACCUGUAAACAUGACUCAAUGAGAUAUGAAAUAGUGUUAAGUCUACACAAUUGAUACUGUAUGUGUCAGACAUUAAUUACAGCUAGUGAGUAAUAUGUGUGUAGUCAGUGUGGUUAUUGUAAUGAAAUGUCCAUUAACUGCACUACUAGUAAAUCAAAAGGCAUCUCUCACAACUGGGCUUUGAGGGUCAUUUACAGGAAAACCACUUGCUGUAUCUCUCUGUAAUCCUGGAGCCACAGUGCCACCUAAUGGAAAUAUACUGUACAAUACAUACAAAUUAAAUUUCUUACUAGAAGUUUUUUUCUGUCUGUAUGAUAGUCAAAGAUAAUAGUCAAUAGUCAAGUCAAAGAUAAUAGUAUUGCACUUGAAUGGGAAACAGAUGUCUUCAUGGACAAGGAGAUGUUUCACUCCCCAUUUACCUCAAGACUGGUUCAUAUUUCUGACAGAGUGAGGCCAGGAACCACACCCUAUGAGUAUUUUUUUCUUCUUAAAUCAUAUAUCACAGUCAACUUUUACUAGUUUAUUUUUUAUAUAUUUUUCCCCCUC